UGUGUAUUUUUAUUUGUACUGAUUAAUUUAGACCAUGUCUGACGUCGAGCUGGUCAAGAAAAUGCUGAGAGUCAUCCUACAAGCCAACAAGGGUGGAAUGUCGCUGUCCCGUCUGCAGUCUGAGUACAAGGAGCUGACCGGUGAACAGAUUCCACAUAAACAGAUGGGACACAGCCAUCUGGACACUUUACUAGCCAGCAUGCCCUCAGUCGUCCGCUUGGAACGCAGCCGUUCUGGAGAGAUAGUCUAUUUUGCUUCUGCCGACAAAGAGACGGCCCAUGUUGCCAAGGUGAUGGCUCGCCAGCGGACUUCCAAGAAGACUGGACGACCCCACAUGGUCAACACCCAAAUGAGGGUCAAACCCACGGCCCUGCUUGUCUUUAAUGCAAAACCUCAAACCUCCCUGAGGCAGCCGAGCCACCGCGGACGAGGUGGCGUGAGAGGCGGCGGCGGCGGCCGAGGCUCCGGACAUGGAGACUUGAGGCAGUCGAGGGAUGUGAGGGAUGGCCAGACGGAGGGCAGGACGGCCACAACACACAACACACCCAACAGGUCGGAAAAGAGGAUGACGCUCCCGUCACGCUUCCAGAAGGAGGUCCAGGCUCACCUCUCCAGAAACUCCCAACUCACCACUCAACCUUCACACUCGAAUGAGAAUCUGGACUGCGGCAAAGGCAAAGCCUACAACCCUCAGCAGGUCCAGAACUGCAUCAAGGAGAUCCUGUCCCAGUACACCAACGGCCUGUGGUUGUCCAAGCUGCCGCAGAUCUACAAAGAGCUUUCUAAACAGGACCUGCCAACCGAGGCCAUUGGAGACCUGGAGACCUGGAAGCACAUUUGCACUGUAGAGAGAACAUGCGGCAGUAAGCCAUCUGAGCUUCUUCUCUACCCUGCCAAGGAGCAGAGCACCACAACCGUCCCCGCUUCCGCGGGUGCCCCGCCCUCCACCCCGCCAUCAGACAAGCCCCCGCAAUCCCCCGAGCACCAAAAGCCCCAACUUAAACGCUCCGGCUCACAGCCUCCUCCGUCAGAGUCCCCUCCGUCGCCUCUUCCCCGCUCCCCACCGGCUCCCCUUGGCCCCGAGCUGAAGCAGAAACUGGAGGAGCUGCUGCAGAAGUAUUCCAGCGGCCUGUGGGCCCACGCGCUACCUAAGCUCUUCCAGGACACCUAUAAAACCAAACUGCCUGGACACGUCCUCGAUAACCUUCAGCUCCUCUCCGACAUCUGCACCAUCGACUACCCGAUGCCCGACAACCCCAAGAGGGCCAUCGUGUACAGGAGGAGGAGCAGCGGCGGAGGCGCAGGAGAGGAGAACCGUAGCAGGAACAGUGAGGAGGAACAGAAAGUCAAGCCGGAGGCGGCGAAGAGACCGCGCGAUCACUCGGUACCCCCCCUGCAGAUCCCCAAAGAGGAAUAUCCCUCCGUGCUGGUGGUGGACGCCACAAACACCAAUGAAGUCGUUUUGAGGUACGUCGGGGAGAGCUACUCGCAGGCUCAGGAGCAGAUGGAGGAUGAAAUGAGGGAAUUUUACGGGACGGACGAGCACAAGUCGACGCCGUGCUCCUCUCCGUCGUCGGGCCAACUCGUGGCCGUCAAAACGGAGGAGGAGGAAGUUCUCAGAGCUCAGGUGUGCGAGCUCAUGACGGAGAAGGUCAAGGUGCACUUUGUGGAUCACGGUUUCUCCGAAGUGGUUAGCAAAGCUAAACUUUUUGAGCUGCCCGAGAAGUUCUACAAACUCCCUUUCCAAGCCACCAAGAGCAAAUUGGCAGGCCUGGAGCUCUUCCAUCGGGAGCCCGCCGUGCUGAAGACCUUCGAGGCCAUGGCGAGCGGCCGCAUCCUAUUGGCCGAAAUCCUGCAGAGAGGGCAGACGCCCUUGAUGGUGUUGUACGACACGUCGCAGGAUGACGACGUCAACAUCAACGCCGCCUGCAUGAAGGCCCUGCAGGACGAGAGCCUCAUCAGUCCCUUGGAGGUCAACAGCGCUUACAUGAACGUGACCAUCACCAGCGUGUGCUCCGACGGCACCUUCUACUGUCAGCUGCCUUCCCGAGGACUCGCCAAACUCAAUCGGAUCCUCGACAACAUCGAGACGUACUUCCACUCGCAGGUAACGUCAGAAUUUUUGGUGUCCAGGCCGUUCUGCGGCAAAGGAUGCGUGGCUCGCUACAAAGGCAAAUGGUCCCGUGUGGAAAUCACAAAUCUACACGGCAGCAGAGUGUUGGACAUCCUCUUCCUUGACGUGGGUGUCCAGGCCUCCGUGGAAGUGUUUGAGCUCAGGGAGAUUCCACAGAAGUUUCUCUGUGACCUCGUGGCCAUCCCACCACAGGCUGUCAAAUGUUGCCUGGCAGACCUUUCGGUCAGCGUGGGAUCCUGGACUCCAGAUUCGGUCCAGUGGCUUCGGGAGAAAGUUCUCAACACCACCGACUGCAGCAUGAAGGUGGCCAAGGUGGACGAAAGCAAACAGUGCGUCUACGUUCACCUCUUCACCGACAAGAACUUCCACGACCCAGCUUGUAGUCUCAACCACCAGAUGGCCCGGUCUGACCUUUUCAAACAGCAACCCGAUGUCUACCUGACGAGCCACAGUCCCAUCAAGAUCUCGACACUCGCCGCACCCGGCAAGACAUCGAGCGGCAGUGACAUCACCAACGGCAGUCCGAAGUCUUCUUCAAUCGCGAGCAAGCAUCAUCUCAGAAGGGUUCCAUCCGGACCCAAAGCAAGUGCCGGCAGCUCACCCGGGGCUCAGUCGGUCGCCUCCUCCUCUUUCCAGCUGCCACCUUUGCUCACGCUGCCCCCUGCAGGAAACAACAUGGACGUGUACAUAUCAGUGGCGUGCCAUCCAGGCCACUUUGUCCUCCAGCCCUGGAGGGAUAUGUACAAACUGGUGGUGCUGAUGGGGGAGAUGAUCCUCUUUUACAACCAAACCGAUGAAAGACCUCUCCACGUGCAGAAGAAUCACGUCUAUGCCGCUAAGGUGGAGAACAACUGGUAUCGCGUUUUGGUGAAGGGCGUUCUCAGCAACGGGCUGGUGUCCGUGUACCAGUUGGACUACGGGAAGCACGAGCUGGUCAGCUGCACGCAGCUCAGGGUUCUAAACAAGGAGUUCCGACAGCUGCCCUUCCAGGGAAUCACCGCUCAGCUGGCCGGAGUGAAGACCAGGCAGUGGUCCGAAGAGGCGUCCAUCGUCUUCAGGAACCACGUGGAGAAGAAGCCCCUGGUGGCCCAGCUGGAGGCGGCGCAGGAAGCGGCGAACCCCUGGGACAGGAAGCUCACCGUCUUCCUGGUGGACACGUCGCAGCAAGACUGCGACAUCUGGGUGCAUGACAUCAUGGCGGAGUUUGUUGACAAACUCCCCGACCAAUAAGGCAGUGGACAGUCAUAGUUUGCGCUGAAGAGAGUUUGUCCAUUUUCAAACCAUUUCUGGGACUGAAAAGAAUGGAACUAUGAGACUAAAGGGAGCAAAGUGGAGCAAAAAUAUUGCCCCCUGCUGCCCAUAUUUGAAACUACAACUAGCAUUCGAACUUAGUGACAAACACUGCGUAGCUGCGCCGUUUUAAGUUGACGUUCAAGAGGCAAUUAUUCGCAUCCUUUCCGGGUAGGGGGCAGAUAUUUGACGUGAAUGAAUAGAAGUCACUUUGACAAUAAUGUGCCACAUUCCACUUGUUUUGAAAUCCGGUCGACUGGACACGAGACUGAGCCGCACUGGGAACUAAUUUAUUACCGAAUGGAAUCUUACACUGCAAUUUGCGAUUUUAUUGAACAAGAUUGAAAGACUUGUGGAAUAAAGUAUAUGUGAGAGGAG
This is a messenger RNA of Hippocampus zosterae (dwarf seahorse), 3802 nucleotides long. It is a transcript of the gene tdrd7b, whose product is annotated as tudor domain containing 7 b. NCBI's taxonomy places the organism in Eukaryota, Metazoa, Chordata, Actinopteri, Syngnathiformes, Syngnathidae. The coding region runs from base 35 to 3364 and encodes 1109 amino acids. The record is from RefSeq and is a predicted model, not a curated record. Gene Ontology annotation, biological process: lens morphogenesis in camera-type eye; spermatogenesis; lens fiber cell differentiation. The transcript is spliced from 19 exons.